Peromyscus californicus insignis is the source of this 2225-nucleotide messenger RNA. It is a transcript of the gene Tacr2, whose product is annotated as tachykinin receptor 2. The transcript is spliced from 5 exons. Gene Ontology annotation, cellular component: sperm midpiece; plasma membrane. Gene Ontology annotation, molecular function: substance K receptor activity. Bases 419 to 1573 code for a protein of 384 amino acids. The record is from RefSeq and is a predicted model, not a curated record. Gene Ontology annotation, biological process: positive regulation of flagellated sperm motility; G protein-coupled receptor signaling pathway. Lineage: Eukaryota; Metazoa; Chordata; Mammalia; Rodentia; Cricetidae.
ACACCUCUCGUCUGGAAUGUACCCCGAAUAGCAUUAAGAGAGAGGUGAACUCAAGUUCUGGCUUGUCACCAACUCCCUGAUUGCCCACGGCUGGACCCGUCCUCUUUCUGACUUUCAUUCUGACCGUGGCGUGAAGGAGCCGAACCAACGUGUCACGGGGAUGCCUCCUGCUCCGAGAUCGGAGUUUGAGUUCUCCGUCUCCACAAGGUGGUUGAACAGUCUGGCUGAAACCCUGUUUCCUGCUCAGCCUAACGCAUUUCUGCUAGAAUUGUAGGCGUGGCCCUCUGGCUACACGUGUCUGCGUGUGAAUUGUCCUCACCCCUGUGUAUCUACACACCCAAGAGGAUUUCUCUUCUGUAGCAGUUCCAGAAAGAACUGCAGGGCCAGAAGACCCUGUGUUCCAGGCCCAGAAUCAGCCAUGGGGGCCCGGGCCGUUGACACUGACACCAACAUCCUCUCUGGCAUGGAGAGCAACACCACGGGGGUCACGGCCUUCUCCAUGCCUGCCUGGCAGCUGGCCCUGUGGGCCACAGCCUACCUGGCCCUGGUGCUGGUGGCUGUAACAGGCAACGCCACAGUCAUCUGGAUCAUCCUGGCCCACGAGAGAAUGCGCACGGUCACCAACUAUUUCAUCAUCAACCUGGCCCUGGCAGACCUCUGCAUGGCAGCCUUCAACGCCACCUUCAACUUUGUCUAUGCCAGCCACAACAUCUGGUACUUUGGCCGAGCCUUCUGCUAUUUCCAGAACCUCUUUCCCAUCACAGCCAUGUUCGUCAGCAUCUACUCCAUGACUGCCAUCACUGCUGACAGGUACAUGGCCAUCGUCCACCCCUUCCAGCCGCGGCUCUCGGCCCCCAGCACCAAGGCGGUUAUCGCUGGCAUCUGGCUGGUCGCUCUGGCUCUCGCCUCCCCACAGUGCUUCUAUUCCACCAUCACCGUGGACCAGGGAGCCACCAAGUGUGUGGUGGCCUGGCCCAAUGACAAUGGAGGCAAGAUGCUCCUUCUGUAUCAUCUGGUGGUGUUUGUCCUCAUCUACUUCCUGCCCCUCGUGGUGAUGUUCGUGGCUUACAGUAUCAUCGGCCUCACGCUGUGGAAACGCGCCGUCCCCAGACAUCAGGCUCACGGCGCCAACCUGCGCCAUCUGCAGGCCAAGAAGAAGUUUGUGAAGGCCAUGGUGCUGGUGGUGUUGACCUUUGCCAUCUGCUGGCUGCCUUACCACCUCUACUUCAUCCUGGGCAGCUUCCAAAAGGACAUCUACUACCACAAGUUCAUCCAGCAGGUCUACCUGGCACUCUUCUGGCUGGCCAUGAGCUCCACCAUGUACAACCCCAUCAUUUACUGCUGUCUCAACCACAGGUUUCGCUCUGGGUUCAGGCUUGCUUUCCGGUGCUGCCCCUGGGUGACGCCAACUGAGGAAGACAGACUGGAGCUGACUCACACUGCAUCCCUCUCCAGGAGAGUCAACAGGUGUCACACCAAAGAGACUCUGUUCAUGACCGCGGACAUGACCCACUCUGAGGCUACCAAUGGGCAGGUUGGGAGUCCCCAGGAUGGGGAGCCUGCUGUACCCUGAAGACUUGAGCCUGUCUGCAGGGCCAGGCUUAUCCCCUUUGAGAAGCAGCUGGUAGAAAAUCCCUAACGUAAUAGCUUGUCCCACACUCCAUUCUUCAACACACCCAUAGAAAAGCAAGAUGGUGCCCAGAGCCCCACGGGCAAUGCUAACACAAAGAGCUCAGGGCUCACACACCCGCCAUAAGUACUCCAGGGACUGAGGAAGGAGCCAGGAAGACUGGGAGCCAGCAUUGGCCAAUCUAGGAGCCGCAAAGUGAAAUGUCUCCCUGGAGUAUAGAAAGGGAUGGGUAAACUGGAUCCCAUCGAAGAUAACUGCAGUUGUCACGAGAAGAGGCAGCCGAAGGGAACACGAGAUGGCUCAGUGAGAUGGUAAAGGCACUCGCUGCCAAGCCUGGCAAUCUGAGUUCAACUCCUUGAACCCACGUGAAAGGAAAGAGCCAACUCCUGCAAGUUGUCCCCUGACCUCCCCAAGUGUGUAUGUGUACACACGCAUGUUAAAAAGGAAAAAAAAAAGGGCGUCCUUGUGGGGCAGUGGUGGCAUAUGCCUUUAAUCCCAGCAGAGGCAGAGGCAAGCAGAUCUCUGUGAUUUUGAGGCCAGCCUGGUUUACAGAGUGAGUUCCAGGCUAGCCAGGACUACACAGAGAAACCCUGUC